Fusarium venenatum is the source of this 1038-nucleotide messenger RNA. Lineage: Eukaryota; Fungi; Ascomycota; Sordariomycetes; Hypocreales; Nectriaceae. The record is from RefSeq and is a predicted model, not a curated record.
AUGAAGUUGAUUAAAUCUGGGCACACAGUAGACAAUGAUGGCGGCCAGGCCAUAGCCAAUGCCAUUUCCAGUGGUCCACGAGUGUCCGUGGUUAACUGGGACAGGACUGCCGUAGCCGGGUCCGUAGGAACCUUUACCGAUGGUCCCUUCGGUAUUGUAAAUGGUGUUAUCCUAAUUACAGUUCAAGUAUCUGGAGCCUUGCCUGGAGGGGACGGAAGUUUUGAUAAUCAGGGCGGAGAGUCAAAUGACUAUUGUAGUACCGGUAGUAAAGAUGCCGCUGUUAUAUAUGCGAGCGUCCUUCUUGAUGCUGGGUACAAUGGGCUUCGAAUUGAGUUUCUCUUUGCUACCAAUAAGCCUAAUGAGUUUAAUAGUGUCAACCCCGAUAGUAUCGGCUUCUUCGCCUAUACCGAUAAGUUUGAGCAAUUUGCAAAGUUCAACGACAGCGUCACAGGAUAUUCAAGGUCGACGGUACCCGAAUCACAAGUCGAUUUAUGCAUCGUGGCAUGUGACCAGGGUGACAGCGGAAACGACCCUGCUUUCCUGAUCAAGGGGCUUUCUUGCACCGAGUACGAGUCUCCCCCUGACGGAGUAGAGAUCAACUAUGUCAAGCAGACCACGAUGCUAGAACGAGGAGAGCGACCGUACACACAAAUAAUCCCGGCCUCGGACACAGCAUCGGGUACAUCGGGUACAUUCAUCUGGUUUGUUGCUUCCGAAGAGACAACCACAGCUACGGCUUUGGACAUCACUACGGCAGACGCCACUACUACUACCGCUUUUGCAGAAGAGACCACUACCACAACUACUGCCGCUGGAAUACCGACAGAGACAAGUACCACCGAUGAAUCAACAGCAACGAAAGCCGAGACAAGUGUUGGAAGCACGACUACCAGGGAAACAGGCACCACGGCCACUACUGAAUCUAGUGCUACCACUGAAUUCGCUGCGACUGAUGAGACGACUAGCACUAUCGAGGGCAUCAGCGAUCAAACUACAACUACGCGCUCUCCUUGUCGACCAAGAAGACAUCUCUACUAG